AUGUGCGUCGAAGGCAUAUCGGUUUCGGCGGCAGCGGUUCGUCCACGUGUUCAGGCAGCUGUGAACUACACGAAGCUGUGCCAGCUGCUCCAAAAAAUCCAGGAGCAGAAGGAGGGUCUGGCGAAGGCAUACGGCGGUUCGUUGGCGGUCAAGCGGGAGAUAUGCCAGAGCUGGGAAUGCGCACUUCGACUUCCCAAGGCGCCGUGCCACACCAUCUAUUUCCUCAUCCACGCCAUGGAAAGCUUGUUUGAUUUCGCGCACGGGGCCGGUGGUUGGGCCGCUGCGAAUCGUUUGGCGCAGGUUUUGCUCCAGCGCCACGAGUCCUAUCUGAAUGGGGCGGAGCAAAAGAAGGCACAACAUAUUCUGACGACCACCCGGCACGGCCGCCUUUCCGGGCGUGUUGGGACGGAGAUCGCCAGUGCAUGUCCUGUUUGCAGAGCUCCAGCAGACUUCCUCGCGCUGAGUUGCGACAGUUGCCAUGCCGUGUUUGGAGUCGACUUCAGAGACCUCACUGUUUGUGAUCUACGACAAGCCAAGACUUGCACCGUGUGCAGAGCAACCUUUGGCGGUGCGACGUUGGAGCAGCCCGAGCGCAGAAGGCAAGCAGGCCUCGCGCAGCCAAUCAAGUCGAAAGCUCAACGCAGCUGCACUAGUCACACGGUGCAAGAAAGUCUUAGGCCUGGGCAUAAAGAAAGAGAGAGACUUUGCUUGUCUUAUGUCUCUCAGCUUUUGUUCUCUCAGUCAUCCAGACUAUGCUGGGAAAAAGUUUCUGUAUGUGAAAUAUUUAGCUGUGGCAGUCAUCCUCUCGUCCAUGCUUCUGCAUGGGCUCCAUCUGUGUAUUUGCGUGCUCACGAUGGGGUCGUCACUGCGGUGUGGUUAGAUCACUGA
Symbiodinium sp. CCMP2456 is the source of this 888-nucleotide messenger RNA. The record is from the annotation of a GenBank genome assembly. Lineage: Eukaryota; Dinophyceae; Suessiales; Symbiodiniaceae.